Rasamsonia emersonii CBS 393.64 is the source of this 939-nucleotide messenger RNA. Its product is annotated as Nitrilase. The transcript is spliced from 8 exons. Lineage: Eukaryota; Fungi; Ascomycota; Eurotiomycetes; Eurotiales; Trichocomaceae. Bases 1 to 939 code for a protein of 312 amino acids. Gene Ontology annotation, molecular function: catalytic activity. The record is from RefSeq and is a predicted model, not a curated record.
AUGGCAACAACCAGCAGAACUGUCAAAGUGGCCGCCGUGCAGGCCGCUUGCGUCGCGUUCGACCUCGCUGCCAGCCUGCGCAAGCUGGCCCAGCUGACGCGCCAGGCAAAGGAUGCCGGGGCUAAACUGGUUGUGUUUCCGGUCGAGAACGCCAGAAGUCUAAGGGCAUGGAUGUGCGUCCGUCCAGGACGGAAAUGGUACGCUCGAUACUAUGACAAUGCCGUCGCCGUGCCAUCCGCCGAAUACCACAAGCUCAGUCUCGUGGCCAAGGAGAAUGCCGUCUUUCUUCAGGUUGGCAUCGUCGAGAAGGCCGGGGCAACGUUGUAUUGCACGACGCUGCUUUUUGCCAGAGACGGGAGUCUCCUGUCCUCUCAUCGGAAGCUCAUCCCAACCGCCGCCGAGAGAAUCGUCUGGGGCCGCGGAGCCGGCGAUGGACUCAACGUUGUAGAGACGGAAAUUGGCAAAAUCGGCGGUCUGAUCUGCUGGGAGAAUUAUAUGCCUGCUGCGAGGCUGGCGCUGUACCAGCAGGGUGUGGAAAUUUAUACCGCUCCCAACGCUGAUGAUCUCCCUGCGUGGAUUGCCUCGAUGCAGCACAUCGCCAAGGAGGGUCGAUGCUUCGUCAUAUCAUCGAACCAGUUUCUCAGAAUCUCCGACUUCCCCGCCGACUAUCCCCCGUACAGCGAAAAGCGCCAGGCAGGACAGACAGACCACAUCGUCAGCCAUGGCGGUUCUUGCAUUUGCGGUCCCCUGGGCAAUAUAAUUGCCGGGCCCGUAUGGGACAAGGAAGAGAUCGUCUAUGCGACUCUCGACAUGGCGGAGUUGACUGAGGCAAGGAUGGACUUUGACGCUGUGGGAAGCUACGCCAGGCCGGAUAUCUUUGAGUUGAAGGUCAACACGAAACCGGCUUCGAGUGUUACAUUUGUCGAAAGCGAGGAUUAG